UGCCCGGGUCCCCCGCCUGGGCGCAGCGGUCGGAGAUGGACGGGGGCUCCGAGCACGCUGGGGACUCUCUGGAUCAAAGUGGAGAUGGGGAAAGCCUCGCCUCCGCUCUCAAGAACACCUCGGACCUCCAGAUGCCCGCCGAACCCUCAGAGACCGAGCCCGAGCCCGAGCCCGAGCCCGAGCCCGAGGCGGCGGCGGCGGCUGAGGAGGUAGAGACCGAGGAAGGAGGCGCCGCCGCGGACGAGCAGGCAGUCACCGAGGCUGAGGGCGAGGGACGAGCCCGGAGAGCCGGGGAGACAGCCAGAGCCGGAGCCCGAGCCGGAGCCGGAGCCCGAGCCCGAGCCCGAGCCGGAGCCCGAGCCCGAGCCCGAGCCGGAACCGAGGAGGCAGCCCAACCGCAAUCCGAAACCAGGCCCGAGGAACAGGAGGAGGCCACAGAGGAGGAGGAGGAGGAGGAGGAGGAAGUGGAGAAGAAGGAGAAGGACAAGGACGAGGAGGCGGAGGACGAGGAGGAGGAGGAGGAGGAAGAGGAGGAGGAAGAGGAGGAGGAAGAGGAGAGAGCUGCAGCGAAGAAGAAGAAGAAGACUAAGAAGAAAACCCUGUCCGGGGCGCCUCUGCAGUUAUCCACCACUGGCGAGGAUGCCGCUCCAGCCCCGGAGGCCUGAAAGAGAGGGACUAAGCAAGAGGAAGAGGAGGAGAAGAAGGAAGAGGAGGAGGAGGAGGAGGAGGAGGAGAGCAAGGUGGAGAGUGGUGAAAGACAAAAGGUGGAAAGCAAGGAAGGGCAGAAAACCUUCGCUACACGGCUCAGUGGAUUACGCGACAGUGAGUGGCCGGAGGAGGUGCAGAAACUGCACGAGCAGCAGCUUCGCAAAGAGCUCUUGGAACCAGUACCACCAACCUGGUGGUUAGAGCGGAACCGCUACCAGCGCUACAAUGUGUACCUGCAGCAAAAGAUCUCCGAGGCGCUGCGCAAGAAGAAGGGCCUGGAAGCCGUGGAGGGCCAGAUUAAGGGCCCAGAGCCCGCGGCCCCCGAAGAGCAGGCGUACUUGCACUAUCUGGCCAUGCUGGAGGACCUGAAGAAGCAAGAGGCUGAUGACCUGGAGUGGUACCACCAGGAGCUGGCCCAGCUGGAGCAGCAGUGCAGGACAAGGUGGCCAGGGUAGAGAAGAGUGGCACGUUUCCAGGUACUCAAAAAGCAGGUGGUGAUGCAGGCCAUGGGCAGCUGCCGCAUGCGGGGUGGGCGCCAGGCUGCCCUGCGGGAGGUGGAGCAGAUUCAGGCCUUGGAGGAUAAAAAGGAGAAGGAGAUGAGCGCUGUGCGGCUGGAGAACGUGCAGCUGAAGCAGAGCCUGGUGCACUUUGAAACCAGAAUGAAGGCCCAGGAGGACUUGACUGAGGGGCCUCUCAUCGAUUUUGAACAGCUUAAGAUUGAGAACCAGACCUUCAACGAGAAAGUCGAGGAACGAAAUGAGGAACUUUUAAAACUGCGCAACAAGGUGAACAACAAUGUGCAGAUAAUAACCCAUGUGAAGGAAAAGCUGCAUUUCAUGGACAUGGAGAAUGCAUGCAAAAAGGCACAACUUUUGGAAAUUGAGGCUCAGGUGGCUCUAGGAAGGGACAUCCUAACCAAGACGAAGCAAGCCCGAGACAGCCUGAGGGGUGACAAUAAGCUGAACCAGAAGUGCGGGCUUCUGGGCAAGGAACCACUCCUUCGGGACCUGGAAGAAAUGGACAAGACUGAACAGCUGAACCAGCGCCUAGAAUCCCUCAAGCGCCAUCAUGCUGGGCUCACUUUGUCCUGCAAAGGCAUGAAGCAGAAGAUCAGGGAAGCCAAGCCUUCCUCCCGCCCUGAUACGGUGGACAGAGUUGGCAGAACAUUGUCAGUGUGGUCCACUUUUACUGUCCUGUUGCCAUCCUUAAGAGGCCUAAGGCAUCUGGUUAGGAAACCAUGUUUUUAUAAUUUUUUCAGCUUCAAAACUAGUGCUGACCACAAAAUUGGGUUAGCAGUUUUAUAUGGGAUGAAGCAAAAAUAGACCCAGAGAAACAAAAAUGGAGUGAUUUAAUGUAACAUGACUUCUCAGGAAAAUCUAAAAACUUAAGAGCUGAGCAAUCCCAUAAUUCAGUAACUUAGUACCAAAGAGUGCCAUUCCUCUUCUAUGUGUAAGUAGGCAAAGUUCAACAAGUGAGCAGAUUACUGAAAAAUUCUGUGCUUAAGCAAAUUAUUAAAUUCUCUUUGGGUUUAUUAAGUUGUAGUCCUGAAUUACUGUCUCACAAAGUCCCCUUAAUCUGUUUUGUCUCUAGCCAGUACUAGCUUCAAGAGUGUAAAUAUAUAUCUCCAGGAAACAGGAGAGAGGACCAACAGCAGAAAGGAAGCUGGUGCUUGGUCAUCUUUCUUUUCUCAGUGGAAGAAAACUCAGUCCUUGCCACCAUUAAUGUUUCUGUCUUAAUGACAGU
Molecule: messenger RNA, 2451 nt
Organism: Sciurus carolinensis (gray squirrel)
Lineage: Eukaryota; Metazoa; Chordata; Mammalia; Rodentia; Sciuridae
Gene: Cfap184
Product: coiled-coil domain containing 96
Biological process (GO): cilium assembly
Cellular component (GO): axoneme; ciliary basal body
Source: RefSeq, a predicted model, not a curated record